Molecule: messenger RNA, 2256 nt
Organism: Salpingoeca rosetta
Lineage: Eukaryota; Choanoflagellata; Craspedida; Salpingoecidae
Product: arginyl-tRNA synthetase
Exons: 4
Coding region: 1-2256 (751 amino acids)
Biological process (GO): arginyl-tRNA aminoacylation; mitochondrial translation
Cellular component (GO): mitochondrion
Molecular function (GO): ATP binding; arginine-tRNA ligase activity
Source: RefSeq, a predicted model, not a curated record
AUGCUGCGGCGGGUGGUGGCAGAGGCUGCUGCGCGCGUGAGCGGGGUCAACGUGCAGGAUGCGCUGCGGGCGGUGGCAUAUGCCCGGAUCAAGCCGGUGCCCAAGGGGCCCGCAGGCCCUUCAACUGCCAGCAGCACCAGCACCAGCAGCACCGUGCUCCCUGAUGGGCAGUUUGUCGUCUUGCUGCCACCACUGCAGAAGCAGCAGCGUGGUGGUGUCGGCGAUGUUGGGGUUGCAGCCAGGCUUCAGGCAGCGCUACAAGAGCAAGGCUUCCACGUUCACGUGGGCGAAGGGAAGCACAGGGCACAGAUGUACGUGCACGCAGACUGGGAGACGUACACGCGCGAAGCGCUGACCAUCGCCAACGCGCCUUGGACAUGUGCAUAUCCACACGACGCUGAUGAACCUGACACAACGAGUGACAACAACAACAACAACAACAACGACAGCGCCAACAGCAACAACAGCAGCAGCAGCAGCGCGGCAGGGUCGUUGACACGGACGCCAGCGCCACAUCCAACGGCAAGCACAACGUCAGCAGCAGCAGCAACGUCAGCAGCAGCAGCAGCAGCAGCAGCAGCAGCAGCAGCAGCAGCACAAGCGGAUGCCACCUCUGUGACUCAAGGCUCCAACCUGGACCGAGACCAAGGUGGUGGUGCGCCGGUGGUGGUGGUGGAGUACAGCUCGCCCAACAUUGCCAAGCCAUUCCACGCGGGCCACCUGCGCAGCACCAUCAUCGGCAACGUCCUGGCCAACAUGUAUGCGGCUGCUGGGGCGCGUGUGGUUCGCGCCAACUACCUCGGUGACUGGGGGCGGCAGAUUGGCCUGGUCGCAUUGGGGUUUGAACGCUACGGGUCCCGCGCAAAGCUGGAGACACAUGGCCUGGCACACCUGCUCGACGUGUAUGUGCGAGCGAACGAGGUGGUCGAAGAAGAGGAGCAGGCGGCACGCGCACGUGGGGACAGCGGUGGGAGCGAGCUGCUGGCAGAGGCCAAGCUGUUUGCGCAUCGCCUUGAGCUGGGCGAUGACGCUGCCCUGCGCACGUGGCGCACCUUCACUGCCCAGAGCAUGGUGGCGUGCGACGUGCUGUAUGACCGGCUCGGGGUGCGGUUUGACGAGAUGGACCGCGAGUCCAGCCACGUGGCGCGGGCAAAGGAGGUGGUGAGGCUGCUGGAGGCGCACGACGGUGGUGUGGCGAAUGGCGUGGAUGGUGUUGGUGGUGUUGGUGGUGGUGAUGGUGAUGAUGGUGUUGGUGGUGUUGGUGGUGUUGGUGGUGGUGAUGAUGUGGGUGGGCAUCGAAGUGCGGUGUCAUGUGUGGAUGCAGCGACAGUUCAGACGCACCAGCGGCCACCACGAGUGGAGCGAGAGGACAACGGGGCACUGGUGGCGCAUGUGUUUGGUGCGGACGGCAGCAGCGAGACUGCAUCACACGUGGUCUUGGAGAAGAGUGACGGCACGACCACAUAUAUGUCGCGCGACCUCGGUGCCAUCCUCGACAGACACGAUGCGCUGCGGUUUGACAAGCAUCUGUAUGUGGUUGCGUACGAGCAGGCGCUGCACUUCAAGCAGCUCUUGGUGCUGCUGUCGUCAGUGCCUGGCGGGCAGGGUGUGGCAUCACGUUGCGAGCACAUCUCAUAUGGCCUGGUGACGGGGCUGAGCACACGCAAGGGCAACGUGAUUCUCCUGGAGGAGAUAUUGGACGCAGCGAAGGAACAGAUGUUACAGCGCUUACAACAGGACAGCAGCCGUGUUGCUGGCAGCGGUGAUGAUCCGACGGCGGAGGCGGUGGCAGAUAUGCUGGCGCUGUCGUCGCUGGUGGUGCAGGACCUGCGUUCCAAACGCGUCAAGAACUACCAGUUUUCGUGGCAGCGCAUGCUGGAUGCACACGGUGACACGGGCACAUUCCUGCAGUACACGCACGUGCGGCUUGCGUCAAUACAGCGUGUGAACCCGGUGUCACCAUGCACGGAUGCUGUUGAUGACAUCAGCACGUCGCCCCACAGCCAGGCUGUGCUGCAUCUCCUUGCACAGAAACAGGACAUUCUCGCUGCCGCCGUCCGCGCCAACGAGCCCGCGGUGCUGGUGCAGUAUCUGCUGCAGCUGAGCCGGGCGGUGUCGUCGGCGCUGCCGCACGUGCGCGUGAAGGGCGCACCGGAGAUGGUGGCGAGGGAAAGGAUGGCCCUGUUCACAGCGGCGCGGCACACGCUCGCACAGGGCCUGGAGCUGCUUGGCCUCGCGCCACUCGACCGCAUGUGA